AUGACUGCCAGCCAAGACAGCCUCCCCGCUACCCACCGCGCUGCGGUCGUCGUGAAGCAGGGCCACGAGCCUCAUUUCGAGGUCCGAAAUCUGCCGCUCCCGCAGCCCGGCCCCAACGAUGUGCUUGUCCGCCUGACUGCCUCUGGCGUGUGCGGCACCGACUUCGCUUUGGCCUCGGGCGAGCUGGGCCCUGUGCGACCCAUCCUGGGCCACGAGGGCAUCGGCCGCGUCGUCAAGCUCGGCUCGUCGCUGUCCGAGGCCCAGGUCCGUCUGGGCCAGCGCGUGGGCGUCGCUUGGUUGCGCGAUGUGUGCGGCGAAUGCGCCAUGUGCAUGCAUGAGGUCGGCGAGACGCGCUGCUACGCCACGGUGCAAUCCGGACGGAAGGUCGACGGCACCUUCGCCGAAUAUACCCUCGUGCCGCUGCGCUACCUCAUGAGGCUGCCCGAGAAGCUCGCCGACGAGCAAGUGGCCCCCAUCUUGUGCGGCGGCCUGACCAUCUACAAGGCCCUCAAGAUAUGUGGCGCCACCCCUGGCGGGUUCGUCGCCAUCUCCGGAGCUGGUGGCGGUGUCGGUGCGCUUGGGAUCCAGUAUGCGAAGGCCAUGGGCUUCCACGUCGUUGCAGUCGAUGCCGGCGAUUCAAAGAGGGCGUACUGCUCGAGCCUGGGCGCCGAGGUGUAUGUCGAUGUCACCAAGGUGUCGGACGCGGCGGCGGCCGUGAAGGAGGCAACGGGGGGUCGGGGGGCAUCGGCGGUUCUUGUAACGGCAGGAACCGGUGCUGCAUAUCAAGCCUCGCUCGGCAUGUUGGCGCCGUUCGGCACUAUGGUUUGCAUUGGCAUCCCUCCCCCCUCGGAGAUGAUGAACUUCCAUCCCUUGAGCUUCAUCGAUCACGGCUAUCGCGUUAUCGGAUCCGCGGUGGGGACGCGCGGCGACGUGCUCGAGGCCUUGGAAUUUGUGGACCGCAACCAAGUCACGCCCAUGGUGCAGACGGCCAGACUGGAGGACUUGACCGAGAUGGCCAAGAAGAGCGCAUCCGGACAGGUUACCGGAAAGUACGUUAUCAAGAUGUAG
Messenger RNA from Diplodia corticola, 1068 nucleotides. RefSeq names its product alcohol dehydrogenase. Gene Ontology annotation, molecular function: oxidoreductase activity. The transcript is spliced from 3 exons. NCBI's taxonomy places the organism in Eukaryota, Fungi, Ascomycota, Dothideomycetes, Botryosphaeriales, Botryosphaeriaceae. Bases 1 to 1068 code for a protein of 355 amino acids. The record is from RefSeq and is a predicted model, not a curated record.